AUAUACUAUGAGUACAUGAGAAAUUGUUUUUGUUUUAUCUUCCUUUGUUACAAUCAAUACUGCUUACUGUGAAUGCUGGGUCUUUUGCUUGAAAUUCAACGUAUGACCAGUACUGAUAUAAAAGAGCUGAGCAACUAACUUUAACGUGAAAUCACCAAAGGCUCAAAGGCCAUAUUUGCAUAGACAGCAGACGGGUUUACAUGAGCAGAGAAAUGUACAGUCAACAGAUAAUUUAGUGAAUGUGAAUCCAACAGAAAAAAUUGAAUUGGACUUCGAUACGCAAUGUACCUCGUUGGAAAGUGCUUUCAACACAAUACAGAGACUACUACAGGCGCCAUAAGUGUUCAACUUACAGUGAUGUCUGAAAAUGACAAGCCUACGCCUUGUAACAUCUAUGAUACGCCGACAACAAUCAGAUCAUUUUACGAUGUUCCGACUGCAUUAACAACUGAUGCGAUAAAGUCACCGACAACAGUUACAACCAAAAAUGUGACGACUUCAAUAUCCAGUGUUGAAAGCAAAACUAUUGGAACAGUAGGUGGUGAGCCAUCUUUGCAUAGACAGCAGACGGGUUUACAUGAGCAGAGAAAUGUACAGUCAACAGAUAAUUUAGUGAAUUUGAAUCCAACAGAAAAAAUUGAAUUGAACUUCGAUACGCAAUGUACCUCGUUGGAAAGUGGUCACGACUACGAAGUUAUAGACGAAGAAAAGCUUGAUCAAUUUAAUAAAGACAUAAUCGGCACUUUGGAGGGAAUGUCAUGUUCUGCGACAAGUCCACCAAAUACGAAUACACAUGCGUUGUCAUCAGUAUUACUGCCUGAUGCUCCACCACCUCUACCGACAGCACGGGUACCUAAACUAACAACUAAUGAACCUUUGCGUCCAAUACGUAUUGAUAAUAACUUGGAAACUGAAAAGGAUUACGUGAGCAUAUCAUCGGAAAGUUGCAGACAAAUAUUAAUACGAGGCAUCCCAGUAAGCAUGUCAAUUAAGGACGUGGGUUUUAGUUUUGAAACAGAAAUGCUAACUGUGGACGACGGUUUUGAGGACAUAAAGGUUGACAGAACUCAUAGAGAAGCCGUAAUUACAAUGAAGAACACGAACGCUGCAAACGAUUUGUUAAGGAGGGCAAAAUCAGGAGAAAAGUUUUCUCUUCAAGACAAGGAGGUGUCUGUUUCGCCAUAUUAUCAAGCACCACCAGAUCCUUUGAAGGUUUACAUACUGGGAUUGACAGAUGACACAACAACUGAUGAUAUUUCAAGAUAUAUAGAAAAAAUAUGCGGAAAGCGGCCUUUGGAUGUGAUCAAAGGGGGUAAAUCUGAAAUCGCAUUACUACGUUUUGAUAAACCUCAAGAUGUGACACAAAUGCAAUUAACAAUUGAAAAGAUGUCGCCGAAAGUAAACAAAUUAGCGGUAACUGCUGUAGAACGUACAAGAAGAGUCAGGAUAAGAGAUGUUGCUUUGGAAACAACGCCUGAAGCCUUAAAGCAUUACUUUGAAAAUGAACAACUUUCAAAAGGCAGAGUUACAGAAUCCAUUAUACAUAGAGAUCAUUUCAAGGAUUACAUUAUUACAUUUGCCAGUAUUGAAGAUGCAGAAAGAGUGGUACAGCAGAAAAUUCACAAUAUAAGUAAUGUAAGCGUAGAUGUAACUCUUUACUAUCCACUGCUUGAGCGGGACGAAGAAUAUAUUUUGAAAGUACCUGGUUAUGAAGUGUUUCAAAACUUGAAUAAAGAUAUAUGCAGAUUUCUACAAAUCUCUACACAGUAUAGAAAACGUUUGGAAGAAAUGGUGAAAAAUCAUCACGGUAGAGUUAUUUGGCCCGAUGAGAAACGUGAAGAACGUUUAUGUAUACAAUGCAUCGUAGAUGAAAACGACAUACUGGGAAUAGCUAAAGUCAAAGACUGGAAGCAAAAUGCAGCCGGAGUUGUAUCAGAAAUAUGCAAAAAGUUAUAUGUACAGUAUACGGACUUUGCACUUGAGAUAUUGGGCGAUCUGAGGUCCGAAAUAGAGAGAAUGGCAGUGUCGGAUCCAGAAUCAAAUUUUGUUCGUUUCGAAGAAAACAGGAUAGUUGUUGCUGGUAAAAUAAAACCCGUGGAGGAAUUAAGUGCGGAAUUAAAACGCUUGACUAUCUUAUUGGAAGGAGAUCUUGAUAGCCGUGGACAACCCUUAACAAAGAUUCUGAAAGUAAAAGAACACGAGAUGGAACUGUUUAAAGAAUUCAACUUUCAGGAACAAUUGACGGAUGUGAAUACUUCACUUAAAGAUGAAAAUAUAGUUUUCACGGGAAAAAAGAAGAUGGUAGAAGAAGCGAUUUUAGAAACCAAAGAUAUGAUUGCCCGAUUCCCAAAACAAAAUAUCGAAGGUAUUAACAUGUUUGAAAGCGGACUACUUCGGUCGAAGGAAACCACGAUGUAUGUGAAAGGAAAAAUAAAAGAUUCGAGGGUAAUUGGCGUUUGGGAAUUUUUAGAAAACGGUGCACUAGUUAUGUACAGUAAGACGUCAGAAGACUUAAAGACCGCGGUAAAUGUUUUAAAAUCAUCGUUGAAAUGUACAACAAUCAAAGUCGACUCCAGAAUUGGAAAAUAUUUGCAGCAGGGAGACGGAAAGAAAUGUCUUGCAGAGAUAGAACGGAUGUAUGAAGGUAUACUUAAUUUGAAGCCGUUUAAGGAUAGUGUGUGUAUAGUUUCUGUGGAUAGCCGACAUCAGGAAAUAAGGGAAGAGGUAGAUGAGCUCGUGGACGAGCAUUCGGACGUUGUAGAAGUAUUUCAUCUUGAUCCGGGAGUAUUUCGAUAUCUUUUCAGUUAUAAAACCGAUGUCAUUGACAAAAUCAUGAAGCAGUUCAAAUGUAAGUCUGUUGAAAUUGAAAUAAUAGAUAAACAGACAAGAAAAGGCUUUAUGAUCAGCGGGGAAAAAAAGUUUUGUAAACUUGCUGUCGUUGAACUAGAUGUUGUAGUGAACACUGUUACUCGAACAGAUUAUACCAUAAAUCGGCCUUUGUUCGACAAAUUUCUUCGAAGCCCCAAAGGCAUAAAUGAUCUUAAUAAAAUUGAAUUAGCUGAGAAAUGCGUAAUAAGAAUUUCGACUGCUGAUUCGAAAGCAGUUACUGAAAAAACAAGAAAUAGUGUGCUUGCAGAAUGUAGGAUUGGACAUUGUGACAUAAGAAUCGUGCAAGGUGAUAUAUCUGAGGAAGCGGUAGACUAUAUAGUUAAUCCAACAGAUUCAAUGUUAGAUCAUAAGCGUGGUUUGGGAUGCACACUGGUUGAUAAAGGGGGCUUCGAUAUUCAGAAAGCUUGCAAUGAUUACAUUCAGUCCCAUAGCCUGAAAGAUGGUGAUAUAUUUGUUGGCACUGCGGGGAGUCUUCAGUGUCGAGGAAUUAUUCAUGCUGUGGUACCUACCUGGAGAGACGGAACCAGCAACGAAGAGUCUGUCCUUAACCGUGUCGUAACACAAUGUCUAAAUGAAGCAGACAAAAGCCGUGUGGCGAGGAUUGCCUUCCCACCAGUCGGAGCUGGAAAAUUUGGUUAUCCAAAUGAAAUCAUUGCCGAAUUCAUGAUAAAGGCAAUAAAGAAAUAUCUAGAAGAACAUGGCACAGGAACAGAUUUAAGACACGUCUCCAUUUGUGACAUAGAUAGAGCUAUACCUCCACUUCUUGUGAAAGAGAUAGAAAAGGGGUUUGGGCAAACGAGUGUUAUGACACAAGAAUUACAAACUUACAGCGGUCAAAUAUAUCCAAAAGAGUCGGAUAAAAGAGAACAAUUGCUUACUCCGAUAACAAGAGAAAUUAUUACUGGAUCAAUAACAGCUCAAGAUACGGAUGUUAUAGCAAACUCGACAAACUCUAACCUUGACCUUCGGAUCGGUACAAUUUCACGAACACUUGCAAAGGAAGGAGGUGAAAAAAUCUCAGCGGAAUUGAAGGAAAAAUAUCCAAAAGGCAUAAUCGCAGGUGAAAUUGCUGAAACAUCAGGGGGAAAUUUGAAAUGCAAAGCAUUAUUUCACGGAGUUCUUGCGAAGUGGAAUAAGGAUCAAGAAUACGCGGAAAUGGUCUUGAAGUGUUUCGUGCGAAAUUGCCUUCUGACUUCACAUAAAAGGCGUUACAUGUCUAUAACCUUUCCCGUACUUGGUUCGGGUGCACUUGAGUUUCCACCAGACAGGGUUGCAGAAAUAAUGUUUGAGGCAAUAGAUACUUUUGAAGAGGAGAUAGCAGUUUCAUCCCUUAAAACAAUUCGGAUAAUAAUACAUCCGAAAGAUGAAAAGUCAUUUAAGGCAUUUGACGAUUACAAAUCACAAUUGGGCAAAAAGGGACGGCUCUCAAGAGUAUCCGAAAUAUCGCGCAGACAAAGUUGUAACGUAGAAAAUGUUUUCACGGAAAUCGCUGGAACAGUCUAUUCUACAACAAUUAGACAUGUUACACUGUGUAUAGGACAAGGGGAUCUGACCAAAGCUACUACUGCGGUUAUAGUAAACAGUGUUCUAGAAGAUCUCAAUAUGGAAACUGGCAACAUAUCGCGCGCAAUUUUAAGAGCAGCUGGGCUGUCAAUACAACAUGAAGCAAACAAUUAUAGAAAAUCUUUCAAGCAGUCGGGACUGGUUAUGACAAGUUCUGGGCGAUUGCUAUGCCAGAAGAUUAUACACGUCAAAGCAAAAAACAGUCUACCUGGAUGGAAAAAGGCUGUUACAAAAUGUCUCGCUGAGGUUGAGAAUUCGAGUUUAAACUCCGUGUCAUUUCCAGCCUUGGGAACAGGCGGCAAGGGGUUUCCUCCUUCAGAAAUAGCAAAAGCUAUGAUGGAAUCUUUUCAAGAUUAUAUUCUUGGAGAAAGCUAUAAAGGGUGCUUAAGGAAUGUGAAGAUUAUUGUUUACGAUACGAAAAUGGUAGAAGAAUUCGCAAAAGAAGCAAAAGUGACUGUUGAACAUUCUCCAAAGAAAUCAUUCUUUCAAGAAUUUAAGUUCUGGGGGCGUAAACCAACAGAAGAGACCGAAUGCUCGAGAAUGGUAUUUCACAUUUAUACCGAGUCACCAAAUGGUGUCACAGAGGUGGUAAGAAGAAUUGAAGAUCUUCACAAAGAGGUAAACAUAUACGUAUCAGAAUGUCGGACCCGAGGUAAACAAGACGUCAUCCUAUAUCAAUACAAUACAGAUAGUAUUAUAGGCGCCAGAAGUAUUGAACAACUUACAAUGAUGUCUGCAAAUGACAAACAGCCUACGCCUUGUAGCGAUUAUGAUACGCCGAAGACAAUUAGACCAGUUAAUGAUGUUCAGACUGCAUCAACAAUUUCAACAACUGAAUCAGAUGCGACAUUGCCGCCGGCAACAUUUACACCCAAAAAUGCGACGCCUUCAAGUUCCAAUGUUGAAAGCAAAACUACUGAAACAAAAGGCGGUGAACCAUCUUUGCAUGGACAACAGCCAGUAUUACAUGAGCAGAAAUAUGUUCCAUCAACAGAUGAUUCAGGUUAUUUAAUUAUGAACCCGAAAGAAAGACCUGAAUCAGACAACCCGAAAGAAAGACCUGAAUCAGACUCUGAUACGCAAGACAUUACUUCCUCGCCGGACAGUGGUCACGUUUAUGAAGUUAUAGAUGAAGAAAAGCUUGAUCCAUCAGCGUUAGUACCUGAUACUCCACCACCACUACCGACACGGGUAUCUAAACCUGACAAACUGUUGCGACCCCUACGUAUUGUUGAUUACUCGGAACCGAAAAAGGAGCAAGUGAGCAUGGUACCGGAAUGCAGACAAAUAUUAAUACAAGGAAUCCCAGUAAGCAUGUCAAUUAAAGACGUGGGUUUGAAUUUUGAAACAGAAAUGCUAACUGUGGAUGACGGUUUUGAUGACAUUAAGGUUGAUAGAACGCAUAGGGAAGCCGUAAUAACAAUGAAGAACACGAGAGCUGCAAAUGAUUUGUUAAAGAGGGCAGAAUCAGGAGAAAAGUUUGUCCUUCAAGGCAACGAGGUGUCUGUUUCACCAUAUCAUCAAGCACCAACAGAUCCUUUGAAGAUAUACAUACUGGGAUUGACAGAUGACACAACAACUGAUGAUACUUCAAAAUAUAUAGAAAAAAUAUGCGGAAUGCGGCCUUUGGAUGUAAUCAAAGGGGAUAAAUCUGAAAUCGCCCUACUACGUUUUGAUAAACCUCCAGAUGUGACACAAAUGCGGUUAAAAAUUGAGAAUCUGUCGCCGAAAGAAAACGAAUUCGCAAUAACUCCUGUAGAGCGCACCAAAAGAGUCAGAAUUAGAGAUGUUGCUUUGGAAACAACGCCUGAAGCCUUAAAGCAUUACUUUGAAAAUGAACAACUUUCAAAAGGCGGAGUGAUAGAAUCCAUUAUACAUAGAGAUGAUUUCAAGGAUUACAUUAUUACAUUUAACAGAAUUGAAGAUGCAGAAAGAGUGGUACAACAGGAAAUCCACGAGAUAGAUGAUGCAAAACUAGACGUUACAUCUCACUAUCCAUUGAUUGAUCAGGACGAAGAAUAUAUUUUGAAAAUACCUGGUCCUCAAGUUUUACAUAACUUGAACAAAGAUAUGUGCAGAUUUCUACAAACCUCUACACAGUAUAGAAAAGACUUGGAAGAAAUGGUGAAAAGUCAUCACGGAAGAGUUAUCUGGCCUGAUGAGAAACGUGAAGAACAUUUAUGUAUACAAUGCAUUGUAGAUGAAAACGACAUACUGGGAAUAGCUAAAGUUAAAAACUGGAAGCAAAAUUCAACCGGAGUUGUAUCAGAAAUAUGCAAAAUGUUAUAUGUACAGUAUACGGACUUUGCACUUGAGAUAUUGGGCGGAUUGAGGUCCGAAAUUGAGAGAAUGGAAGUGCCUGAUCCAGAAUCAAUACUUGUUAGUUUCGACGAAAACAGGAUUGUUAUUGCUGGUGAAAUGAAGCCCGUGGAGGAAUUAAGUGAGAAAUUAAAAAACUUGACUAUCUCAAUGGAAGGAGACCUUGAUGGCCGUGAACAAUCUAUAACAAAGAUUUUGAAAGUGAAAGAUCACGAGAUGGAAAUGUUUAAAGAAUUCAGCUUUCAUGAACGGUUAAAGAGUGUGGACACUUCACUUAAAGAGCAAAAUAUAGUUUUAAAGGGAAGAAAGAAGAAUGUAGACGAAGCGGUUUUAGAAGUCAAAAAUAUGACUGCAAGCAUCCCAAAACAACAUAUCGAAGGUUUUAGCAUGUUUGAAAGGAGUCUACUUCGGUCGAAGGAAACCGCGAUGUAUGUGAAAGGAAAGAUGAAAGAUCCGAGGGUAACUGGCGUUUGGGAAUUUUUAGAAGACGGUGCACUAGUUAUGUACAGUAAGACGUCAGAGGAGUUAAAGACCGCAGUAAAUAUUCUAAAAUCAUCGUUGAAGAGUACAACAAUCAAUGUCGACAUUAGAAUUGGAAAAUAUUUGCAGCAGGGAGACGGAAGGAAGCAUCUUGCAAAAUUAGAGCAGAUGGAUAAAGGUAGAGUUAGUUUGAAGGCGUGUAGGGAUCAAGUUUAUAUAGUGUCAGUGGAUAACCGGCAUCAGGAAAUAUGCGAAAAGGUAAUGAAGCUCGUUGACGCGCAUUCGAUUGUUUCAGAAGUAUUUCACAUUGAUCCGGGAGUAUUUCGAUAUAUUUUUACUUAUAAAACGAACGUCAUUGACACACUCAUGCAGCAGUACAAAUGUAUGUCUGUUGAAAUUGAAAUAAUUGAUAAACAGACAAGAAAAGGUUUUAUGAUCAGUGGGGAAAAAGAAUGCUGUAAACUUGCUAUUGUCGAAUUACAUGCAGCAGUAGAUACUGUUACUCGAACAGAUAAAAUCAUAAAUCGGCCCUUGUUCAGCACAUUUCUUCAAAGCCCUAAAGGCAUAAGCAGUCUAAAUCAAAUUGAAUUAGCUGAGAAAUGUGUAAUAAGAAUUUCGACUGCUGACACUCAAACAAUUACUGAAAAAACAAGACACAGAUCUAGUGUGCUUGCAGAAUGUAGGAUUGGGCAUUGUGACAUCAAAAUCGUGCAAGGUGAUAUAUCUGAGGAAGCGGUUGAAUAUAUAGUAAAUCCAACAGGUUCAAUGUUAGAUCAUAAGUGUGGUCUGGGAUGCACUUUGGUUGAUAAAGGGGGCUUCGAUAUUCAGAAAGAUUGCAAUGAUUACAUUCAAGGAUCCCAUAGUCUAAAAGAUGGUGACAUAUUUGUUGGCACUGCAGGGGGUCUUCCGUGUCAGAGAAUCAUUCAUGCUGUUGUACCUACCUGGAAAGAUGGAACCAGCAACGAAGUGUCUGUUCUUAAUCGUGUCGUAACACACUGUCUAAUCGAAGCAGACAAAAGUCAUGUGGCGAGCAUUGCUUUCCCACCAAUUGGAGCUGGAAAAUUUGGUUUUCCAAAUGAAAUCAUUGCCGAAAUAAUGAUUAAGGCAAUAAAGAUAUAUCUUGUAGAACAUGGAACAGAAACAUAUUUAAGAAAUGUCUCCAUUUGUGACAUAGAUAGAGAUAUACCUCCUCUCCUUGUGAACGAGAUAGAAAAGGGCUUUGGGCGAACGAGUGUUCUGACACAAGGUCAUAUACACCCGAAAGAGUCUGAUAAAAGAGAAAAAUUGCCUAAGACGAUAACAAGAGAAAUUGUUACUGGAUCAAUUACAGCUCAAGAUACUGAUGUUAUAGCAAACUCGACAAACUCUAACCUUGACCUCCGAGUCGGUAUAAUUUCACGAACACUAGUAAAAGAAGGAGGAGAAAAUAUCUCAGCGGAAUUGAAGGAAAAAUAUCCAAACGGCAUAAUCAUAGGUAAAAUUGCUGAAACAUCAGGGGGAAAUUUGAAAUGCAAAGCGUUAUUUCAUGGAGUUCUCGUGAAGUGGAAUAAGGAUCCAGAAUACGCGGAAAUGAUCUUGAAGUAUUUCGUGAGAAAUUGCCUUUUGACUUCACAUAAAAAGCGCUACACGUCUAUAGCCUUUCCCGUACUUGGUGCGGGUGCACUUGAGUUUCCACCAGACAGGGUUGCAGAAAUAAUGUUUGAGGCAAUAGAUACUUUUGAAGAGGAGAUAGCAGUUUCAUCUCUAAAAACAGUUCGGAUAAUAAUACAUCCGGAAGAUAAAAAGUCAUUUAAGGGAUUUGAGAAAUACAAAUCACAUUUCGGCAAAAAGGGACGGCUUUCAAGAUUAUCCCGAAUAUCGUGCAGACAAAAUUGUAAUGUGGAAAGUGUUUUCACGGAAAGCGGUGGAAUAGACUAUACUACAACAAUUGGACAUGUUACACUGUGCAUAGAACAAGGGGAUCUGACCAAAGCUACUACUGCGGUAAUAGUAAACAGUGUUCCAGAUGAUCUUAAUAUAGAAAGUGGAAAAAUUUCACAAGCAAUUGUUAGAGCAGCUGGAAGGUCAAUACAGUUUGAAGCGAAUGAAAACAAGAAAUCAUUCAAAGAGGCAGGUAUACUUAUGACUAGUUCUGGACGACUAUUGUGUCAGAAGAUUAUACAUGUGAAAGCCAGAAAUAGUCCAGGCAAAUGGAAAACAGCUGUCGCAAAAUGUCUUGUUGAAGUUGAAAAGUCGUGUUUUAACUCUGUGUCAUUUCCCGCCCUAGGAACAGGCGGAAAAGGUAUUCCACCGGCAGAAAUGGCAAGAACUAUGGUUGAAGCCAUUCAAGAAUACAUUCUAGGAGAUAGCUAUAAGGGAUACAUUAAAAAGGUCAAGAUUUUUGUUUACGAAAAUGAAAUGGUAGAAGUAUUCAAAAAAGAAGUUAAAGCUGUUCUUGAAAGUUCACCAAGGAAAUCUCUCUUUCACGAGUUUAAAUUCUGGGGUCGUUCGCCUUCAGACGAGAAUGAAUGCUCGAAGCUGGUAUUUCACAUUUAUACCGACUCACACAGCAGUACUACAGAUGUGGUAAGAAGAAUAGAAGAGCUUUACAAAGAAGUAAACAGAUCAGUACCCGAGUCUGCAGCUGCCAAAAUGUCGAACUAAAAGGUCAACAAAAGUGGUUUAACGUUUACUUUAGAUGUCUCUGAUGUUAACAUUUAAACUUUUAAAGUUUUUGAUUAAAUUGCAACUACAGAUAUUAAUACAAGUACAAUGAAUCUCGAUUUAUUUCGUAAGGAAAAUGUAGUCCAGUUUCUGCCACCUAGGCUUUAGAAGGAACCUAAAUAGAACAACAGCCUGCCCUAAAUCAGCAAAACAGAAUCCCCUUUUUAAAAUAAUGAUAUGAUUAAAUGCGACUAUUUAUCAACCGGCAGAAUAUACAUUUCAAAUCUAGAAUUUACAAAAUAACACCAGAUUUUACCCGGAAGACACAUUAGGUACUAAUCUAUUUUGAAAAUUCAUUAUUGGUUAUGAACACUGGUUAUAGAUCCGUUUUGCUAUUUCACAAGUUUCAAAGAAUUAAAGACCCGGCGAAAGGUAUGAAUAUAUGUAGUGAUGUUCGACGAAUACCUUCAAACUUUCAUUUCAUAUGAAGACUGCUGAGUUAGAGGAGGAUAAACAAAACUUCCGAAAGUUGUUGAUAUAUUUAGUACACGUACAUAUAUAUAAAUAAAUAAAUUAAUAUAAAUAGUAAUCACG
This is a messenger RNA of Mercenaria mercenaria, 10488 nucleotides long. RefSeq lists its product as uncharacterized. Gene Ontology annotation, cellular component: cytoplasm; nucleus. Lineage: Eukaryota; Metazoa; Mollusca; Bivalvia; Venerida; Veneridae. Gene Ontology annotation, molecular function: transcription corepressor activity; RNA binding. Gene Ontology annotation, biological process: negative regulation of gene expression. The coding region runs from base 283 to 9894 and encodes 3203 amino acids. The record is from RefSeq and is a predicted model, not a curated record. The transcript has 38 exons.